CCCAAAAGGUUACACUAAACAAAAACUGAUCUACGAAUAAAAGGUAACAAAGUACCUAUCCCGCAUACUCAAACAAGAGAUAUACAACAAUCCGACAUGUACAACACAUCCAGAUCGACUGCAUUACCGUCAUCGAAAAAGACACACUCGGAGAAACAUAAACAGAUCUUGAAGCAACUUCUUAAGGAGGCAGGCAACAAGACUUGUGUUGAUUGUAAAACCGCCACUCAUCCAAGAUGGGCAUCGUGGAAUUUGGGAUGUUUUAUUUGCAUACGGUGUUCGGGAAUCCAUAGAAGUAUGGGGACACAUAUCUCCAAAGUAAAGUCUGUCGACUUGGAUGCAUGGACUGACGAACAAAUAGAACUGAUGCUUAAAUGGGGAAAUGCCAAGUGUAAUAGCUAUUGGGAAGCCAAAUUACCAGAUGGAUAUGUUCCAGAUGCCCUGAAGAUUGAAAAUUUCAUCCGUACAAAGUAUGACAUGAAGAAAUGGGCCAGUUCAUCUACUAUUCCAAACCCAAGCUCUUUGACAGGGGCUGGAGCACAUUCAGCAUCUCCUACCAAUUCCGCUGCCACCACAACCACAAAUUCUCCAGCGGUAAAUCAUCUGCAUGCAGCACAGGGAAGUCUUUUAGACGAAGAAUUUGGAUCGUUCAAAUCAUCCCCAACUCCUUCAUCUGUGCGUAAGUCCAUUCCAGCAACUUCUUCAUCAACUAGACCAGUUUCUAAUUCACCACUUUCCUCAUCUCUCCCCAAAUUAUCAUCCAAUGAAUCACUUCCUAAACAACAGCAACAACAAUCUGCCCAAAGCACAGGAGGUAGCUUCAAUGGAAGACCCGAUUUGAAGAAAUCGAUCUUAUCAUUAUAUUCUUCUCCAUCAUCUUCAUCAUCAAACAUUACGCAACCACAGAGACAAACAUUAGUAACUCCAUCUUUUGCGCCUUCCAAUUCUUCUUCUACCACAACCACCACUUCCACCCCUAUUGGAUCAAUUCAUUCACUUUCAAACUCACUUAAUGGGUUGAAUUUCAAUUCUACUCCAUCUUUAUCAUACAAUACUCCCGCUCCAGCUUCAGUUCCAGUUCAAGCUCCAGGUCCAGCCCCAACUACAACUUAUAAGGCACCCGCAUCUGAAAAGUCAUGGACUAAUGAGUGGUCAGAUGCACCACAGAACGGCUGGUCUUCGUCACUGAAUAGUAUCUUCCCCAAUUCUACAAAUUCCACUGCUACCGCAAGUGCAUUAGAUGAUGAUUUAUUUAAAAAUGUAUGGAAGUAAAAGAGAGUUUAAAGAAUAAACAAAGAUAAGAAAUUAGUGAAAAUGAAAAGAAAACAGUAUAGAUUAUAAUGGUAAUAAUAAUAAAAUAUAGUAAUCAUUGAAUAUAUUGUAAAUAGUCUAAAUCU
This is a messenger RNA of [Candida] anglica, 1397 nucleotides long. Lineage: Eukaryota; Fungi; Ascomycota; Pichiomycetes; Serinales; Debaryomycetaceae. The record is from the annotation of a GenBank genome assembly.